Molecule: messenger RNA, 1593 nt
Organism: Psammomys obesus (fat sand rat)
Lineage: Eukaryota; Metazoa; Chordata; Mammalia; Rodentia; Muridae
Gene: Sigmar1
Product: sigma non-opioid intracellular receptor 1
Exons: 4
Coding region: 93-764 (223 amino acids)
Cellular component (GO): endoplasmic reticulum
Source: RefSeq, a predicted model, not a curated record
GCGACCGUGGGCAGUGGCUUUCGAGGCUGUGAGUACAUAGCCGGAGGCCCCGGUUCUGUCCUGCGCUGGUCUGUGCCAGGCUGCCCGCUGGGAUGCAGUGGGCCGUGGGCCGCCGGUGGGCAUGGGCCACCCUGUUUCUGGCUGUUGCUGCCGUGCUGACCCAGGCCGUCUGGCUGUGGCUGGGAACGCAGAGCUUCGUCUUCCAGAGAGAAGAGAUAGCGCAGCUUGCUCGACAGUACGCGGGGCUGGACCAUGAACUGGCCUUCUCUCGGCUGAUCGUGGAACUGCGGAGACUGCACCCAGGCCACGUGCUGCCGGAUGAGGAGCUGCAGUGGGUGUUUGUGAACGCGGGCGGCUGGAUGGGCGCCAUGUGUCUUCUGCACGCCUCGCUGUCCGAGUACGUGCUGCUCUUCGGCACCGCCCUGGGCUCCCGUGGCCAUUCGGGGCGAUACUGGGCUGAGAUUUCUGACACCAUCAUCUCUGGCACAUUCCACCAGUGGAGAGAGGGCACUACGAAAAGUGAGGUCUUCUACCCAGGAGAGACCGUUGUGCAUGGGCCUGGAGAGGCAACGGCUGUGGAAUGGGGACCAAACACGUGGAUGGUGGAGUAUGGCCGAGGUGUCAUUCCAUCUACCCUAGCAUUUGCACUAGCUGACACUGUCUUCAGUACCCAGGACUUCCUCACCCUCUUCUAUACCCUUCGCUCCUAUGCCCGCGGCCUCCGGCUUGAGCUCACCACCUACCUCUUCGGCCAAGACCCCUGACCAGACAGGCCUGAAGGAAGACCUGUGGAUGGGCAAUAGCGGCCAAGAUCACAUUCAUUUACUUGCUGGAACUCGUGCUCAGACAGCAGCAUAACCCAUGCAGAUACUAAGUCCCUGCUGUGUGAGGAAGACAUACAUACUUACACAUCCAGACACACCUCUUUGGGAGCCAGUGGGACACCCGGAGAUGCUAAGACUCUUAUGGACUGUAAGAUCAUGCACUCAUCCAUCCAGAGAGGGUCCCCCACAUAUAUGCCAUGGGGGCCGGUCAUGUUUGAACACACAAGUUUGACCUGCUGACUCAGGCUUUUCCAGAGCUUCCUGCUGGCAUUCAGGGCUCUGAGGUUAAGGACCGGGGAGGAUGUAACCCUGCCUCUCUCUAUGCCUCAAUCCAGCAUUAAUCUCUCAGGUGAAGGAGAAGAGGAGCCGCCCUUGGGUCGCCCCUUCACCUGCAGCUGUGAUGCCCUCCUCUUCAUCUCCCGUUUCCUCACCAUAUGCCUUAUCUCCAUUCCACUCCCCGCUAUGCAAGUGCCCCUGGGGCUCGUCCUCCAUUCCCCGAGCAACCGACUCAGCAGGCGAGGAUGUAUGGAGCGCUAACGGGAAGGAAGGGCCUCCAUCACAGAGCCUCUGCUGGGCUAUAAUAGAAAAGCUGGCUUAAGACUAGGACUUGCCCCAAAAGAGAGGGUCCGGAGAAGUAAACCUGGGUCCAAGGAGCCGCCCCAUUCCAAAAGAAGCCUUUAGUGUGAGUGCACCCUAUCACUUUCCAGACAUUCUGCUGCGUUCUCUGUCUACCUGUGUGUCUCUGUUAAUAAAAACUUGUUAAACAGUU